UUAUGAAAUACGUCCGCGAAGGCUUGCAGUUAAAGGACUGUCCUGCAGUAGACCUGCGAUAGAAGGAAAACAGUAUAAUAAUAAUAAUCAUCAUAAUGAGUCUUUACAGGAAUGCCGUGUGGUUUGUGAAAGGGUUGCAGGAAUAUACCAAAGCUGGCUAUGAGUAUGCUUCAAAACAUUUUGUACCAGGAGAUCUAGACGUCAAUGUAACAGGCAGAUGUUUCAUGGUAACUGGUGCUAAUAGUGGAAUUGGAAAAGCUACAGCAACAGAGCUUGCAAAAAGAGGUGGAACAGUUCAUCUUGUGUGUAGAAAUAAAGAUAGGGGCGAAGAAGCAAAGAAGGAAAUUAUAAAAUCAACUAACAAUGAGAAUAUCCAUGUUCAUAUACUGGAUAUGUCCAAUCCAAGGAAGGUCUUAGAAUUUGCUGAAAAGUUUAAGAAAAAAUAUAAGCUGCAUGUUUUGGUUAACAACGCAGGCUGCAUGAUUAAUCAGAGAGAAUUGACUGAUGAUGGUCUAGAAAAGAAUUUUGCCACUAAUACUUUAGGAACUUAUAUACUAACUACUACUCUGAUACCUGUUUUGAAAAGUGCAGAAGAUGCCAGAGUGGUAACAGUUUCCUCAGGAGGGAUGCUUGUUCAGAAAUUGAAUGUUGAUGACUUGCAAUUUGAAAAAGGUCAAUUUGAUGGUACAAUGGCAUAUGCACAGAACAAAAGACAGCAAGUAAUCCUUACUGAGCACUGGGCAAAAAUGCACCCAGAGAUCCACUUUUCUGUGAUGCACCCAGGCUGGGCUGAUACUCCAGCUGUAAGGUCAUCAAUGCCUGACUUUUAUGAGAGGAUGAAGACAAAGUUACGUACAGAGGCUCAGGGAGCUGAUACAAUUAUAUGGCUGGCCAUCUCUCCUGCUACCAUCAAAGAAAAGAGUGGUCGUUUUUUCCAGGACAGAUGUCCAGUUUCCACGCACUUGCCUCUGGCAUUUACGCGAUCUUCAUCUGCAGAUGAACAGAAGUUAUUGAAAAUUUUGGAUGAACUUAUAGAGAGCUUCAGAUCUAAAAGUACUUAAUUUUUGCCUUAAUUUUGUCAAAUUUGACUAUCCACACUACACCCUGUGGUAACAGUGCAAUUUCUAUGUAAUUAAUUACAUAAUCUUUGAAUUUACAAUUUUGGACAUAUUUCUAACUAUUUUUAAAUUACUUUUUUAAUAACUAUGUUCCAUUUGUAUAUAAUUUGAAUGACUUUUCUGCUUAUUUGGUUUGUAACAGGAAUUAAAUUUGCUUUUUAUGUUGCAUAGUGUUUUGCUACUAAUAUUUACUUGCACUUGCUCUCUCCUGCAGCACUCCUGCAGUCUUUUUGGGUUUUUUUUAAUACAAUAUGGGCUAAUAGAAUCUUUACAUUUAUUUCCACAUAGGCAUUAAGCUUCUUGGCAAAUGUUACAUAAGCUAGUAAAAUUAUGAUAUACAGUAACAAUUGCAAAAAUGAAUUAAAAACAAUAUUGUUUAAGAGCUUUGAAUUUUUUUUUUCCCUGUGAUGGUUUCCAUGUACAAUACCUUUAUCACGAGAGAUGAGCUGUUUUUUUGUCUGUAUUUAUUUAAUGUUCAUACCAGUAUUGUUUCUGUUUUUACACAUAAUACUGCAUUUUGUGUGAUUAAAAAAAUAUAUAUAGUCCUAAAGAACACUUUUAGUGGUUUGAUUAAAUAAAAGCUCAGGAUAUAUCAUUUUAAAA
This is a messenger RNA of Polypterus senegalus (gray bichir), 1721 nucleotides long. It is a transcript of the gene dhrs12, whose product is annotated as dehydrogenase/reductase (SDR family) member 12. Lineage: Eukaryota; Metazoa; Chordata; Cladistia; Polypteriformes; Polypteridae. The coding region runs from base 96 to 1061 and encodes 321 amino acids. The record is from RefSeq and is a predicted model, not a curated record. The transcript has 10 exons.